This is a messenger RNA of Atta colombica, 702 nucleotides long. RefSeq lists its product as uncharacterized. The transcript is spliced from 3 exons. The coding region runs from base 1 to 702 and encodes 233 amino acids. The record is from RefSeq and is a predicted model, not a curated record. NCBI's taxonomy places the organism in Eukaryota, Metazoa, Arthropoda, Insecta, Hymenoptera, Formicidae.
AUGCGCGUGUUACAUGCCAUGCUGGAGAUCUCUUCGUAUUUACCUCCAGAAUUGUAUCAGAAGUUGUGCAAAUGGAUCCACAUAAAGGACAUUUUGGGUUGUUUUUUCUUAAUCAUGCAGUCAUGCUUAAUGUGUUACAGAACCUGUUUCAAGAAAAUCAACAAUAAUCUGGUACAUAUGCAAAAAAUUAUGAUAAACGAUAUAAAGCCAUGUGUUCCCAGUUUAAUUUACCACUUGCGAAGGAGUCAGUUCCUGUUAAUAGAACUCAGGAUCCUGAAAAAGCAGCAUUUAACAGUCAGCAACACAAUGAAAAUGCUGAACAUAAUUUUCAGUCCACAGCUUCUUGCUACUUUAGUCUUGACUUUUACUGAAAUCACUUUCGAAUUGUAUAAACAUUUAAUACAAUGGCAAGAUGGGCUGUCCUUCAUUCUGGAUGAUGAAAUUGAUGAUGUAUUUUUCCUAAUGUCUAUAGGAUACGAAUUUUUAAAAAUAAUAUUGAUAGUAUGGACUUGCGAAACCAAUAAGAAUCGAGCAUUAGAGAUUAGCACUACUGUUCAUGAUGUACUUAACCGCACUAGCGAUGAGCAAAUCAAAGAAGAGAUGACGGGUAAUGUUACAACAUACAUAUUAAUCUUGACACAAUUUAUGAUCAUGGUACAUUCUUGUGAUGGAAAGGCUGCAAACAAUAUUCGAAUGACUUAA